AUGCCACCCUACCAAACCAUCGCCCUAGCAGGCUGCAACGGCAACCUCGGCCCCUCCAUCCUCCAAGCCCUCAUCAACGACGCCUACCCCUUCACCAUAACAAUCCUCUCCCAAACCGGCAAAAGCCCCCUCCCCAACAACCUCCUCCCCCCUUCGAUCAAAAUUCAAAAAGUCGACUACACCUCCACCCCUUCCCUAAUUUCCGCCCUCCAAGGCCAAGAAGCCCUCAUCUCCCUCCUCCCAGACUUCUCUCUCCAACCAAAAUUAAUCGACGCAGCCAUCGUCGCCGGCGUGAAACAUUUCAUCCCCUCGGAAUUCGGCAGUAAUACUCUCCACCCUCAAACCGCCGCGCUCCCACUCUUCAGGGAUAAAAUCUCCACGCGGGAAUAUCUCCAAUCCAAAAGUCGAGAAAUUGGUUGGACGGUGAUAAUUAAUGGAUUACUCCUCGACUGGGGCCUAGAAUCUGGAUUUUGGAUGACUUUUCCUCCUCUCCCUACGAAAAUCUACGAUGAUGGGAAUGUUAAACAUUCCACUACUUUAAGAUCGCAUGUGGGCAAAGCGGUGGUAUCCAUCUUGAAGAAUCCCCGAGCAGCAACGAAUCAUCGGGUGCUAUAUAUUCAAUCCACGGCGCUAUCUCAGAAUCACAUUUUGGAAAUUUUCAAAAAGAGGAAUCCAGGGGUGGAAAUUCCUACCGUGGCGGUUCGGACGGAGGAGAUUUUGGAGAAGAGUUUGGAAGGGUUUAGAAAGGGACCGGGAGGAGGAGGGCAGGAAUUUGUAGAGGCGAUUAUGGGGUUGUUGAUUGUGAGUAUUUUUCGUGAGGGGUAUGGGAAUGAUUGGUCGGGAGGGAAUGAUAAUUCUUUGGUGGGGGUUGAGGAGUUGGGUGAGGAGGAGGUUGAGGAGGUUGUGGGGAGGUUUUUGGCCGAUGUGGAAGGGGGGGAUGGGGUUGUGGGGGAUUUGAAGUGGAUUGAGUCGAAGGUGCUCGGGAAGGAAGGAAAGUAA
Ramularia collo-cygni is the source of this 999-nucleotide messenger RNA. Its product is annotated as related to 2`-hydroxyisoflavone reductase. The transcript has a single exon. The record is from RefSeq and is a predicted model, not a curated record. Gene Ontology annotation, molecular function: oxidoreductase activity. Lineage: Eukaryota; Fungi; Ascomycota; Dothideomycetes; Mycosphaerellales; Mycosphaerellaceae. The coding region runs from base 1 to 999 and encodes 332 amino acids.